AUGGCCAUCGCGGCCGCCGCUUGGGCCAGCAGCAAAACGGACAGCCGCAGCAUUGAAAUGGCUGAUGACUCUCGUCUCGGACGCAGCUCGCGCUCGACGAGCGGUCCACGCGCGGAAAUGCAGGCGAGCGACGACGCGCUGCGCGCCGCCUUCGCGUCCGUCCCGGGCCCGCACCCGCUCGAUGCGGACUCGGUGAAUCUGGCGCUCUUCGCGGUGGGCUGGGACCACCUCCUGCGCGACCUCCGCCUUGGACUGCCGACGCAUACGGCUCAUGCGGUUGUGGGCAAGCUGGUGGCUGAUGGCGUCCGCAGCGCCUUUGCGCUUCGGAACAACCUCGUCCACUUCAAGAAGAUCAUCCUUGGCAUUCAUCAAACAAACAUCCUGCUCGUGCACGACUGCCGCCGGCUCAGCACAUUCUUCCGCCGUGGCUACAUUCGAUCGUCGCGCUACCGCGCGCUGAGCGAUGCCUUGUGCGAGACGGAGGGUGCGCUCGGCGCUCUGCUCGACGCGCGACGCUUCACAAAGGCCCCGUGCUCUCACUCGCGCUGCGCGGGCGUCCUCGCGUUGGCGCUGCCCGGCUCGAUGAAGGGCUAUCGCCUCCUCCAGGAGGCCGUUACAGAGGCCGUCCAGGCCGAGCAGCUCGGACGCGAGCUCGAGGCGCAUCUUGGCGCGUGCACGGCGCGGAUGGCGGCGCUGCAGGCCGCGCAGCGUGGCGACAGCGGCUUCGCGGCGCUCGUCGACACUCUCUCCUCCGAGCUCCGUUUGUCACCGGCGAGUGCGUGGUUUGUGCGGUGCGCCCUGAUCGCACGCGGCGGCGCAAAGGCCCUUGUUGUCGCCGAGGAGGCGCGAAAGCUGACCGCGGCGAUGUGCUGCCUCCUCGAGGCUUGCACGAAAUGCGCCGCCACGCUCGCUGAUGGCCACGAGCGGCGGCUGCACGGAUUGAGCCGCUGCCUUGAGAGCCUCGUGCAUUGGCUGGCGGUGAUCAGCGAGGGCAACGCCGAGGGGCGCGUGCUGUUUGUGGGCACCGAUGGCGACCUCGCGCUCGGCACGACCUCCUUCGUCCCUCGCGGCUUCGACGGGCUUCUCAAGCCGUUUGAGGCGGUGAGGGCGCUCGCCGACGGUUACAGCACGCAGAUGGUCGACCGCAUCGCAGCGGAGGGCUGGCCAAGCGGGCGCGGCGGGCGGCGUGGCGCGUCUGAGUGCUCCCACUGCGCGCUCUCGCUGCCUCCGACGUGGGUCCGCGACGGCGUCUGCCUCGGGUGCGAGCACCGGGUGCGGCGGGAGGGGCGCUGCCCAUACGGCGGCAUCGGCCGCCGCAGCAAGUGCGACGGCCGCGCGUGGUGCGCGCACGACCAGCGCUGCUUCAUCUGUGACGGCUGGUCGUGCGGCGCGUGCCGGCUCCUGCAGGGCGAUGGGGCGGACGUCGCCGCCGCGGUGGAGGCAUUGCAGCCGUUGCGCCUCUUUGUGGACUUUGACCGCACGCUCUGCUCCACGCGCGGCGGCUCCCCUCUCCACGGCAGCCACACCGUCGACGACGACCUUGUCAGCCUGAUCUCACAGCUGGAAGGCCGCGUGCACAUUGUCACUCGCAACGUCCACGUCGACGGCAUCCGGAGCUUCUUGGAUGGGAUCGGCCUGACCCACGUCCCCGUCCACCGCGUGCCAAAGCCGCGCUCCAAGGCCGAAGUCGUCUGCGACCCGCGCUGGGCGGGCGGCGCGGAGGGCCAUGGCGGAGGCGACGGCGUCGUGCUCUUUGUGGACGACUCGAUCUCGGAGCACCUUCGGGAGGAUAUACGCUCCAACGAACGCGUCGUCCGCUUCCUCUUCUCGCGCACGCGCUCGAGCGCCGCCUCGACGUGA
Emiliania huxleyi CCMP1516 is the source of this 1860-nucleotide messenger RNA. RefSeq lists its product as hypothetical. Bases 1 to 1860 code for a protein of 619 amino acids. Lineage: Eukaryota; Haptophyta; Isochrysidales; Noelaerhabdaceae. The record is from RefSeq and is a predicted model, not a curated record. The transcript has 7 exons.